Molecule: messenger RNA, 2767 nt
Organism: Conger conger (European conger)
Lineage: Eukaryota; Metazoa; Chordata; Actinopteri; Anguilliformes; Congridae
Product: decorin-like
Exons: 8
Coding region: 146-1231 (361 amino acids)
Molecular function (GO): protein binding
Source: RefSeq, a predicted model, not a curated record
UGCACACACCUGCCUGCUUUGGCUGCACACAUUUGUAGCCUCAUUACCGCCGAGCGUACCGAGUGGCAGAGAGCACCUUUUCCCCGGCUGGAUUUUGGGAGCCACACACACUGUCUCACCUCAGUCUGCAGAGCACAGUCGCAGAAUGAAGUCGGCCUGCCUCCUCCUGCUCCUGGUGUCGGCCUGCUGGGCGCUGCCCUUCCGCCAGUCGGGAUUCCUGGACUUCAUGAUGGAGGACGAGGUGGGGUCGGGGGUGCCUGACGCGAUGGCGCCCAUGCCGCCCAUGCCCCCGGACAUGCCCGUCUGCCCCUUCAGGUGCCAGUGCCACCUGCGUGUGAUACAGUGCUCCGACCUCGGUCUGAAAUCUGUUCCUGAUAAAAUCCCUUCGGACACGACGCUCCUGGACCUGCAGAACAACAAGAUCACCGAGAUCAAAGAGAACGACUUCAAAGUGCUGAAGGGCCUGCAUGCCCUCAUUCUGGUGAACAACAAGAUCUCAAUCAUCCACGCCAAGGCCUUCAUGCCCCUGGCCAAGCUGCAGAGGCUGUACCUGUCCAAGAACCAGCUGAAGGACAUGCCCAACAACAUGCCCAAGAGCCUGCAAGAGCUGCGCAUCCACGAGAACCAGAUCAGCAAGAUCAAGAAGGCCUCCUUCGAGGGCCUGCUCAACGUCAUCGUCAUGGAGCUGGGCUCCAACCCGCUGAAGAGCUCCGGGAUCGACGACGGCGCGUUCGCGGACCUGAGGCGCGUCUCCUACAUCCGGAUCGCCGACACCAACCUCACGGAGAUCCCCAAAGGCCUUCCCAGCUCUCUGUCCGAGCUCCACCUGGACAGCAACAAGAUCACCAAGGUGCAGGCUGAGAGACUGCUGGGCCUCAAGCACCUCGCUAAGCUGGGUCUGAGUGACAAUGAGAUCAGCCUCGUGGAGAACGGCACCAUGGCCAACGUGCCCCACCUGCGUGAGCUGCACCUGGACAACAACGUGCUGACCACCGUGCCCCCGGGCCUGCCCGACCACAAGUACAUACAGGUGGUCUAUCUCCAUAACAACAAGAUCGCCACGGUGGGGACGGAGGACUUCUGCCCGCCCGGGUUCAACACCAAGAAGGCCAUGUACUCAGGGAUCAGCCUGUUCAGCAACCCCGUGCCCUACUGGGAGGUGCAGCCCAUCACCUUCCGCUGCGUCUUCGACCGCUCCGCCAUCCAGCUCGGAAACUACCGGAAGAAGUAGACCCCCCCCCCCCCCAACCCCCUGCCCCUUUACCCCCCUCCCCCCCCCUCCCCACAGACCAGACCACGACUCUGUAUCACUGUGUGCCUCCGCCCCCCUGACCUAGUUGUGUGUACUAAACAAAACAACCCACUGCAAUAACAGCCACAUCAUAUGCCCCCAACACUGCAAUAAACGGACAAGUUACACACCAAACACAGCGAGGCACCAACCAUCAGAUCUGGACCUUGAAUCCAAAUCCGGCCCUGGUUUUCUCUACUCCCGGGUAAUUAGCUGAACAAUUAGUGCUACUGAUUGGCCAGGCUGUCUUCACACCUGACUCCCAGGUAAAGGGAGGGUGGGAAACCACUUCUCGGACCUCGAGGACCGUGAUUUGAUGACAGGAAGGAAUCCAGAACCCAGUCCGUACCGUACACACUCCAGACAGCAGUGAAACCAGAACCAUACUUCAUACAGCAAUAAAACCAUAAACAGAACCAGGUCAGACACGCUCCAUACAGUCAGGAAUGAGCACAGUGAUAGCCCAUCCACAGGAGAAAACAGUCCAUAUCCGAGGCACACACCUAUCCUAACCCUCCCUUCAUAGGAAUAAUGAUCGAGCAGAACCCAGAACCACAAGUCCAUUCAACCACGUCUUCCAAAAAUACAUGAUGCAGAGUUUAUGACGGAGGUGUGAGAUUAUGAAAAAAGGUUUAUUGUAAAGAUUUUCAAAGGCAAAUGCAAAUAAAUAAAUAAAAUUAUGACCACUUGAGAAAAAUAAUAAUAAUGAUAAUAUGAGAAAAACACAUUUCAGCCUUUAAGAGCACACACAGCUACUGAAAGUCCUUCAGCCACACUGACUCUCCUGGACCCAGGCCACCACGUCACCGGUGUGCCGAGAGACAGAGACAGCUGCCCUGCAGAGCAGGGAGCCGAGACUUAGCUUCAGCCCGACCAACACCGCCAAGCACAGGAACCACAGAAUGUACCGGAAUAUUAGUGUGUAGCGCUAGAGUUCAGAGUGCCCCGCUGCCGCGGAGCGGCGUGUACCCUGAAGUGUGCCACGUCCUUCUCAUAUAGUAGUCAAGUGAAGUAGAUUAAAAACGAAGCUUUUAUUGUCACGGUUCACUAUCUUUUCGCUUCCCUAGCCGCUGCUUGCGCAGAAUAACCACCGCACUUGUAACAUACAGUCAGAAGAAGAAAACGUUCGGCUCGUGCGCCGUCCUAUAAGCUAUAGAAUAAACAGUGUAUAUGUUUUCACACAGACUUCUCACACAGAUCUGUCCGCAUGCAGUUAUUGGGAUUUUUUUUUUCAUCAGCAGGUUGACAUUUGUGCAUUUUUUUUUCUUCUUUUUUUUUUGGUUUGAGUCUUUUUGUGAAAGAAAGAGCAAGUGACAGGGGGUGGUGUGAAUGUUUGAUGUAUAGACGCUGUACAUAGGAGCUGUAUAAAAACUCUGGCUUUGCCUUAAACUCUCGCUGCUCUCUCCUCCAUGGGCUCUGCCCCGGGGAGGUCCUCAACCAUAUAAAAAUCUAAUAAACGAUAAAAAAAAAAAAAAA